AUGUCGCAUCGAAGCCUGUCGCCGUUUGUGGAGCUCAGAGGCUCGGACAACAAAAGCGACUUGCUCAAGCGGAUUUCCAAGUUGGAGUACGAGAACAGUUCACUUAAGACGGAGAUGCGUCUUCUAGAACAGAAUACCGAGACUCUGAAAAAACGGUACGAGGACCUUCUUUUGAAGAAGAACGAGGAAUUGGCCGCUCUACAUACAAACUUCGACUACGUGUACAAUCAGAAGAAGGAUCUUGAGAGUAAGCUACAGAAUCAGAAGGAUGUUUCAGGCAAGGCGUCCAAGGACUCCAGUGCUGAAGUUAGAGAGCUAAAGAAAGAGAACAGGUCGUUGAAGCAGCAGCUAGAUCGUCUCGAGAGACAACACAAUAUUGUGGCGAGCAAGUGUGAGCAUCUUAAAACCGAUCUCAAUCGGGAGCUCUCUGCCAGUGAUCUGUAUAGGGAGCAGAUUACGGUUCUUGAGAAAGAGACUCAACGGUUGGCCCUGCUCAAUGACGAUAUCUUGGAGAGACUCAAGCUUGCAAAGAGUCAUUCGCAAAGUUCCGCGGCAUCAAAAACGGCUGAAGAUCUACGAUUGAGAUACUUGUCUCUUCAAAAGACAAACACCCAGCUUCAGGCGAAAGUGGACCUGCUUUUACAGCACAAGACCAGCGUGGAGCUUUUGAAGCAAAAGUGUGCAUCUUUGUCAAAGAAGGUCGAAGUGCUUGAAAAUGCUGAGCGUAGUGCUGCUCAGCUGGAGCUUGCUAGACUAAAGAUAAAGGCCAAGUUUGACGACUACUUUGGUUUCCUUGCUCUGAACGUUGGUGAUGGCAACGAGGACGAUGUGGAUGCCAAAGUGUCUACGCUUCUUCAAGACUACAAAGCCCUACAGAACAAAAAUCUUGUUUUAUACGAUAAACUCAACCAGGCCCAGAUAUCUAUAACUGAACUUACGCAAUCUGGUGAGCAGCUAAUUUCUAAACUUGAGCAGGAGCUCGAGCCCGAAAACGAGAGGUUGAAAUCUGAGCUUGAGAAAGCUCAGGCCGAACUCAAAGAGCUCCGAAAGAUUCGUUCACUCAAUGCUCGUGAAAUCGAUUUUCUCAGGAAUUCCAUUAAAGAACUCGACGCUGCUCUCAUACGCAAACAAGAAAGCUCCACGUCUUCUGCAGACAAGUCCAAUCAAGAACCCUCCAAUUCUAAAGCUACCAAUCAGUAUCUUUCUAACUUGGAAAAGUUGGUUGACGACUACAAGAAGGAAAUCGAGAAUUUGCGUCAUCAGAGAAAUGGUGUGUCUUUCACCCCGAUAGCUCCAACAAAGCGUCCUAGGCUUUUGGAGGAUGAUACGCAUGUUUUGAACACGAAGACACUUAGAAAUCAGAACAUAGAAUUAGAGUCCAAAUUGAAAGGUCUUCAAGAUGAGGUUGACAGGCUCAACAGAAAGCUUGAAGAGUACGACAACGCCACAAGUAAACAAAGUUCUCUCAUUGUGGAGUUUACGAGAAAUCCAUUCCGAAAGGAUCAACUAGUCAAACAGGAAACGCUAGAUGCACUUCGUCACGAGAAUGAAGCGAUGAUCGCAAAGUAUAUCAACCAUGAAGAAGUCGACACUGUCCCUCGAUCGAUUUUUGCAAGACAAGAAAAUGACAAGGAAGUUCUUCAAAGUAAAAUUGAUCAACUAUACAAAAAGAACAGCCGGCUCACCAGCGUCUACACAGAGAAAAGCAAAAAAAUUAUGUCUUUGAUAUCCAAAUUUUUUGGCUAUUCUAUUGAGUUUGUGCCUAGUCCAUUGAAUCCGAACGACCUAUGCUCAAAAAUGAAGCUAUAUUCUAAAUUCCUAGCAAAAUCUGAAAAUGAUUCAGAAGCAUGUUAUUUAACCUUGGAUGUUCAAACCAAAGAUCUCAAAGCACAUGGUAGUUACAAUUUCCGCAAUCUCUGCUCAGAGCUAGUCAGCCAAUGGGUCAAUGAAAAAGAUCUGAUACCUUGUUUCUUGAGUGCCUUGACCCUUCGUCUUCAUCAAGAAAAGAAUUCUUCCAAUGGCAGUGAAUCGUAG
This is a messenger RNA of Candidozyma auris, 2034 nucleotides long. RefSeq names its product coiled-coil domain-containing protein. Gene Ontology annotation, biological process: attachment of mitotic spindle microtubules to kinetochore; mitotic spindle assembly checkpoint signaling. The transcript has a single exon. The record is from RefSeq and is a predicted model, not a curated record. NCBI's taxonomy places the organism in Eukaryota, Fungi, Ascomycota, Pichiomycetes, Serinales, Metschnikowiaceae. Gene Ontology annotation, cellular component: nuclear envelope; kinetochore; mitotic spindle. Bases 1 to 2034 code for a protein of 677 amino acids.